UGCAAUGGUCUGCUUUCUUUUGCACUGUGCUCAUUCGGUGUAUUUUAUUUUUAAUAUUUCCGCUGUAGCCUUUUAUAUACUCGCAUUGGCUUGUUUGUAUGACUAAUUAUCACGUUACUGUGCUUAAGAAGUUUCACUUACAACAUAGCACGUUAUUAUUAGCUGCUGGGUUUUGGGUUGCCAAUCGUGUUGGCUACGUACAUUUUUUUUUUCUAAAGUUAGGGGCUGCGGCUUCUGCAUUGAGCGCCAUCAGAGGGCUGGAAGAGGAAAAAGUUGAAACGUAAUUAACAGAGCCAGACAGCAUCCUGCUGGGAGCAGAGUUACUUGUGCGAACACGGCGGUCACGUUUUGUUUUUGAGAACUUUUCAUCACUGGGAUAUACAAAUCAACAGGGAUUACAAAAAAGCAACACUCUUCCCACACAACACGAUACGGAAUUGAGUUUCUGUACUUCAGUGUUACUGUUGGUUUGGAUAUCUUGUGCUCUUAAGAUUUGUGGAAGUGCAGAAACUAGAGGGAACUAAUGUUGGUGUUUGCUACUCCUGUUGUUUUUCAGUUAGAAAAUAUCUAUAUAUAAAUACGAACUUUGCCUACACGACCUAAAAGAAAAACUCAAGAUGGAUAAAUACGACGAUAUAGGGCUGGAGGCUAGUAAAUUUAUUGAGGAUCUCAAUAUGUAUGAAGCAUCCAGAGAUGGACUGUUCAGAACAAGAAGAGAGGCGGGCAACAAUGCUGACUUUGAAGAAACCAGAAAAGUUUUUGCCUCCAAAAUGACCAAAAUCCAUUUGCAAAAACAGCAAGAGGAAAUGGCAAACAAUAAUCUAGGCCCAGCCGUAGCCGCAUCUGGAAGGGUUAACAGAGGGGUUGUUGGUGGUCACAACAUGCUGAGCAGAGCUUCAGACAACGCGGUAUUAUAUACCAACAGGCCACCUAUCAAUAGUAACAUCAGACUGGCUGGUGAAGCCGCUGCCAAACCGCCAAUAUUGUCAGGACCCAUGUCUGGUAAUGCCAACGCAAACCAGCACCUUUAUGAUCUGCAGAAACUGAACAGAUACCCACAGCAAGAGGUCUCAGUCAGCAGGGGUCCCAUCAAUGGAAACAGUUAUGAGAUCAAGAAGGUUGGGGAACAUCCUUUGAAGCUACAAACAGGCCCAGGGUCCAGCUGGGGUGGGUCACACAAUCGGUUUCCCAGCCAAGAUGACCUGGCAGCUGCAAGCCCUGUCUUUACUGACCCGAACCCACAGUACCAACAGCAGCAAUACAGAGCCACUGCAUCCUUUGAGCAGAAGCCACUUGGUCAGAGGUCUGCUUCAUUUUCCAAUACUCUCUCCCCAUUGCUGCCAUCAUUCACUGCUCCAUCUUUUAACCAAACACAGGGACUGCCUCACCAGAGAUCUCUAUCUUUCUCUACCCCCUCCUCCACUGCAUCUUCCCAGAGCUAUCCUAUCCAAACAGAUGGACCCGCCCAACCAAGCUGGACAAGGACCACAGCUCCGGACAUGAGAAAUACAGGUAGCCCAGAAACUGAGCCUCCAGCCCCAGACAGUCCUGUUAAACCCAACACGGACUACAACUACCACUAUUGUCAGCAGCAGAAACCACACCAACCCAGCCAGCAACCUGCCAAUACAAGGUCCAGUCCUGGAGUAGCUUAUUCUGUUCCAGGUGACUCCAGAAGACCUGGAGGUGAGCUUUAUGACUUCAAACAAAAUGGGCAGCAGCUCCAGGGUCCAAGAUCCCCCACUUUUCCAUAUCGAGUAAUCCCUACCAGCCCAAACUGCCAGGUUUCCUCCAACAACCCCUCAGUGCGCUCCGAACAAGUUCCCCCUGCCACCACCGGCAAUGGAGGUGGCUUUGGCGAUGCAAGCAGUCUGCCACUUUUCACACAAUCCAGCUCCAGAAGCUAUACCCAGGGUCAGGCUCCGAGCAGCCAGCUGGCCACUGCUGUCCCGGUCAGCUCAGCUUUUGACAAUCCUCCUUCGCAGCCACCAAGCCAUUCCCAGCAGGGAUCUUCCUGUGACAUCUCCACUCAGGAAACCUCCAGCCCCCCCAGGGUGGUCAAACUGCCCUGUCCAACUCUCCUUAUACAGCCGGAGCAGGGGCCGUCUGCUGCCGAAAUAAAAUUAGAAGCUCUUACGAAGCGCUUGGAACAAGAGAUGGAUGCCCAGCCAAAGGCGGAUUACUUUGGGACCUGUGUGAAGUGUAACAAAGGAGUCUAUGGAGCGAAGCAGGCGUGCCAGGCCAUGGGGAAUCUGUACCACGACGUUUGCUUCACCUGCAGUGCCUGCAACAGGCGACUCCGGGGCCGAGCUUUCUAUUAUGUGUGUGGGAAGGUGUUCUGUGAGGAGGACUUCCUGUACUCUGGUUUCCAGCAGUCAGCGGACAAAUGUAAUGUUUGUGGGCACUUGAUAAUGGACAUGAUCCUUCAGGCCCUGGGGAAAUCCUAUCACCCGGGUUGUUUCCGCUGUGUGAUCUGUAACGAGGGGCUGGAUGGUGUGCCUUUCACUGUGGACACCGAGAACAAGAUCUACUGUGUCCGGGAUUACCACAAAUCAAGAGUCCUUGCACCAAAAUGUGCAGCCUGUGGCCAGCCAAUCCUGCCCUCGGAGGGCUCUGACGAAACUAUCCGUGUUGUGUCCAUGGAUAGAAACUAUCACGUGGAGUGUUACCACUGUGAGGACUGUAAGAUGGAGCUGAACGACGAGGAAGGACACCGCUGCUUCCCUCUGAAUGGGCAUCUGCUUUGCCACUCCUGUCACCUCAAGCACAUCGACAGCGAGACACCGCCUUCCUCAGUUUACCAGCAUCAGUUCUAGAUGUCAGCUCUCCAGCCAUUGGAUUCAGGCCACAUAAACCAGAAUGUUUUCCUACAUACCUCAAGACUGCACCGCUUUUUCCUUAGCUCAGUGUCUAAUCUGCCUUGACUGUAGAGCAGUGGUGGAGGGUGGAGAGAGGGGUGCACUUGCUAAGAUAGUUAACCCUUUACCGUAUAUUGAGUGGUUUACACAUCGGAUUAUUGCUGAAGGAUAGAUAGCAAGGAAGAUGCUAAUUUAUUUGUUUGAAUGAGAACAUCAGCUCUCAGCAAUAAAUUAUCAAAUGGUUUAUUGACACAUUUUAAAUAAGUUUUCUGUACCAUUUUUAAACUCAUAGUACAGUAUACCAUAGAGGUUUAAGAAACAGUAGUAAAUUCGGUGCUUUGAAUGAUAUGAAAUGAGAAGAUUAACUUGAUUAAGGUCAAUUGCAUUGCAGUGGCUUAUAAUAAUAAUUAUUGAUGAUUUUUUUGUUGUUGUUGUUUUUGUUUUGCUACACCUCAUAAAGGAACAGGCUUGGUCUAAGUGUUCCUCAUUGUAGACCUGUAAAGGCAUUGAUCUGGAUUCCAACCAUGCACAAGGCCCUUCAUCACUGUGAUCUUGCACGGCUGGCUGCUCCCAUCUCCAGCAGCAGAGCUGUGGAAGCAAAUGGCUAUCUCUGGUUCCUAUGGUGAUUUUCCUCAAACAAGACAGAACCCUGCCUUUUAGGAUAUGCAGCAAUAGUAUUUGCCUCUUGAGUUUUACAGAAGUUCAGUUUCAAACCCAAAUGUAAGAAUGAAUGUGACCAUGACCAUGAACUGAAGGAGUAUGGAGAGGUCUCCCCUGGUACUAUAGUUCAACUCCUCCCAAGGGAUACCCUUUGGUUUUGGAAAUGUUCUUAGACCAACUCUUGACUUUCACUUUUUCUAGUAAAUGCAUUUUACGUUUCCUUGUUUUUUUGGAAAGAAACUUUUAACAAAUAUAUUAUUCUUCAAACUUGGCGUGUAUUUUUACACAAAACUUUAGUAACUUUAAUCUCUGAGUGGUGAGUAAUUCGUUGGUUUAAGUAGGUAAGAAAAGAAACCUACAGUAAGCUUGGGCUUGGUCAACCACCAUUUAUAGGUUUGGUCUGUAGCUAAUCUCAUUCAUUUAUGAUUCCUAGUUGUCAUUGCAAAGAUGAUAAAUGAAAAAAAGGCUUGUGUGUUUUAUAUUUUUUUUAUUUUUCCCACUGCUUGGUGUUUUUUUUUGUUUUUGUUUUUUUUCCCCACAGCCCCCACUCUGAGUACUUUUUUGGAGAUUUUCAAAAAUAUAUUUUUUUUUUCAUUAUAAUAUCAUUAUUUAUUUCUUAUUACAAUUUAAGAAAAAAUAGUAGGCUAUUGUAAAAACUGACAUCUGCUCUCAGUUGUAUGAAUGAGAAAGACUAGUACUAAAAUGUUAAAUAAAUGUUGUUUUAUUCCAUAUUUCUGUGAUUUGUCCUAAACUGUCUUGUUUUCCUACUUUUUUUUUUUUGUUUCAAAACAGUAUUCUCCAUUUUGUGUGACUUUGUAGCGACAGCUGAGUGAUAUAUUUUGAAAAAUGUGAUUUAAAGUGAUUUCUGUGAAUGCCCAACACAUUUUAAAGAUGCAGUACACAAGGUUGCUGGCAUUUACUAAUAUAAAGACAUUUUGGUUGAUCUAACUUGAAUAAUAUAGGUCGAUGACAGGCAACUUGAACAGAAGAGCAGUCCCUGAACUCGGUCAAAACAUCUUAGUUAUCACAAAUAUCAGAAGAAAUGCAGUAUUGCAGUUAUACAGAAAUUAAAAUCUACAGUGAAAACCUUCCACAGUGUUUUACAUUGGAAUUUAACCAAUUCAUAAAUCAUGGGAGAUGCUUUAUCAGUGACAAUAUACAGUGUAACAAUAAAGCAAAAUGUUUCUGUGAUAUGAGGGAGCAAACAUUCCUUCUGAUGUUUGUCUGAAGUUUGCAAAGAUGUUAUCAAAAUAUAAACUGUAAUUGUAACGGCUACCGAAGCCUAUUCAUUUUGAAAUGUGUAUUUUGAAGUUAUGUUUUGGAACAAGUAGAACGCCAUCAGAUGUUGUAUUUGUUAGAUUUUUUUCCCCCAUUAUUAUUUGUGACUUCAUUGUAGAUGGUUUCAUUGAAAAUGUAAAGAAAUAAACACAACAGUCAUA
This is a messenger RNA of Polyodon spathula (Mississippi paddlefish), 4957 nucleotides long. RefSeq names its product LIM domain-containing protein 1-like. The record is from RefSeq and is a predicted model, not a curated record. Gene Ontology annotation, molecular function: transcription corepressor activity. NCBI's taxonomy places the organism in Eukaryota, Metazoa, Chordata, Actinopteri, Acipenseriformes, Polyodontidae. The transcript is spliced from 10 exons. Gene Ontology annotation, biological process: negative regulation of hippo signaling; regulation of DNA-templated transcription; response to hypoxia. The coding region runs from base 618 to 2816 and encodes 732 amino acids. Gene Ontology annotation, cellular component: P-body; transcription regulator complex; adherens junction.